UCCGACAGCCCGGAAAGAACUGCCGGUGUUCAAGGGAAGUUGAGGAGAAAGUGACGCCACCUUCUCCUGUUUGGACUAUAUCAUAAAUAAGUUUUUGGACUUUUACUUUCGUUUUCCCAGUUUACUCUGCAUUUUUUCUGGUUGUAUGUGUGCAGAACGAUAUCCUUUUGUUGGAAAAUACUAAUACUAUCAAAAAGGCAAGCUUCUUACAGCUUGCUCCGGCCCCCAACCCCGUGUAAUUGUCUAACAUUAGCCACUGGUUCAAGGCUUUGAUUUGCCCAGUAACAUUUCUCCUCUCUCGCUGCACUGAUUCCUCCCUCCUCCAAGUCACCCAUCUCAGCCUUUAAUUUCACAUUCACAGAGGAACGCCCCGGACUGCAAUCUUCCCCCCAUUUUCGAAAACUGCUAGAGACUGGUAGGUGAUAAUGACCAUGGAUCGAUGAAAAAUGCUUAUUCAGUUUGUAGUGGGAUGAAGUUGGAGGGCCUGCAUCAACGCAGAAUUACCGAGGACACCGUUUUGCAACUUUUACAAUCUCGAUCAGUCGCUUUUUUGCUGUAGAAUUAGGUGUAGCCAGCUCUGUUCAUGACGGAAACGAUGGCGCUGAGUGGAAACUGUAGGACUAACCCUAAAGAGCCCGCUUCAGUUCAGAACAGUUUCCCAGAUGUUGUUGAAUUAAACGUAGGGGGGCAGGUUUAUUACACACGUCACUCAACUUUGGUGGGCACCCCAAAUUCUUUACUCGGAAAGCUUUUCUCCUCCAAAAAAGAUGCAUGUAACGACUUAGCGAGAGAUCCUAAAGGCCGGUAUUUCAUCGACAGAGACGGAUUUUUAUUCCGCUAUGUGUUGGACUACCUCCGUGAUAAGCAAGUCGUCCUCCCGGACCACUUCCCGGAGAAAGGGAGGCUCAGGAAAGAAGCGGAGUACUUCCAGCUGCCCGACUUAGUGAAGCUCCUGACCCCUGAAGAUAUAAAGCAAAGCCCGGACGACUACUUCCACAGUGACUAUGAAGACGGGUCCCAGGGCAGUGACCACAGGCAGUGCCCGCCGCCCUCUCUCGUCCCCGCGGACAGAAAAAGCGGUUUCAUCACGGUGGGUUACCGGGGGUCCUGCACCAUGGGACGGGAGAGUCAAACUGACGCUAAGUUCCGGAGGGUGCCUCGGAUAAUGAUAUGCGGGAGGGUGGCCCUUGCCAAAGAAGUUUUCGGGGAGACCCUGAACGAGAGCCGGGACCCGGACAGGACACCGGAACGGUACACAUCCCGGUUUUACCUCAAGUUCAAGCACCUGGAGAGGUCUUUUGACAUGCUGUCGGAGUGUGGUUUCCAAAUGGUGGCCUGCAACUCGUCAGUCACAGCCUCGUUUGUCAACCAGCACACAGAGGACAAGAUCUGGUCCAGCUACACAGAAUACGUCUUCUACCGUAAGUGA
This is a messenger RNA of Eleginops maclovinus (Patagonian blennie), 1429 nucleotides long. It is a transcript of the gene kctd16b, whose product is annotated as potassium channel tetramerization domain containing 16b. The transcript has a single exon. Gene Ontology annotation, molecular function: protein binding. Gene Ontology annotation, biological process: protein homooligomerization; regulation of G protein-coupled receptor signaling pathway. Bases 584 to 1429 code for a protein of 281 amino acids. Lineage: Eukaryota; Metazoa; Chordata; Actinopteri; Perciformes; Eleginopidae. The record is from RefSeq and is a predicted model, not a curated record. Gene Ontology annotation, cellular component: postsynaptic membrane; signaling receptor complex; presynaptic membrane.